Messenger RNA from Petromyzon marinus (sea lamprey), 5274 nucleotides. RefSeq names its product chromosome 1 C15orf61 homolog (gene C1H15orf61). Lineage: Eukaryota; Metazoa; Chordata; Hyperoartia; Petromyzontiformes; Petromyzontidae. The record is from RefSeq and is a predicted model, not a curated record.
GCGAGAGCCCUCAGCCAAUCAGGCACCGACUUAGCGCGAGGCUCUUUGCAAACCGCGCCCCUUUAUGCUAACGAGAAACCCAAGCAACCAAUGGGCUUGCCAAAGCUGUGAUCCCGCCCUCUUUAGGUCACGCCCAUUACGUUUCUUCGGUUCCGCGGCGUGUUGCGUACAGUGACCUCACGGCGAGGUUUGUGCAGUUUUAAAUUCCCUCAAGCGGCGUUAAAGAUCUUCGUUCUCAACUAAAGUUAUGCUUUUUUAACCAUUGUCGUUAUUCUGCCGUUGUCCUUCGGCGAGCAGGGCCAUCUGUGAGUUAGGAUGAAGUUGCUGCCCAGGAGCUGGUCAACAAGCAAGCGUAGACCCCGGGCUUCCCAGGUGCUCACAGCUCAUCUCCUGCAGCGAAACCUCCCACAUUGGACCUCAUAUUUUGUCAAGUACAGCGAUGUGCAGAACGAUCAGUUUUCGCUGUCUCAUUUCAACUGGGGAGUGGAUGGAGCAAACUAUCAUGUGCUGAGGACCGGGUGCUUCCCCUUCAUCAAGUACCACUGCUCGCGGAGACCCUGGGAGGACUUGACGCUUGAAAACCGUAUCUUCACAGCUCUCAAGCUCAUCAACCUAGGGAUUCCGACGCUGGCGUACGGCAUAGGCGCUUUGUUUUUGCCAAAGGUCACAGAGGUUGUGACCACGGAACAGGGCCCUGUCACCAUCUACUUUCUCUACAAGGAGCAGGAGGGGGCCGUGAACUGAAUAGAGGCGGCAUGAGGGGUAACUGCAGAGUGGAGCAGCCUCCUUGUCUAUGCAAGGCAAUCAUUGAUGCACCUCAGCACAGAUGACUGGGAAUGACUCUUAGGCCUCUGAUCAUGGAAGAGGAUUUUAAGGGAGAUCAGUUUUCAUGAGGGCGGAGCUGUGGUCUGUGCCAGUGCAAGCUGUUUGCGCUUUUGACUCGAUUCUUGAAGCGCAUGUAGUCUUUCUGCCGACUGUCGUCACUUUGUAAAACAAACAACGCACGUGCGUGUUUCUUUUAACCCGAAUUAUCCCUCGGUGUAGUCUUCGUAAGAUUUAACGGCAAAGUUUAAUGGAACAAUUAAGGCAGAAAUAAUAACCUCUUCAAUGAAUUUUGGAUUCAUUGUGAAUUGCAAUCCCUUUUCCACAAUACAAAAAGCUCCUCUGCGGCAUAGCAUAAAAAAACUUACCCUGGUUGCAGAUCAUUGCAGAGAAGAAAAAAAAACCCAAGGCGGUAACAACAUAAUUGCUCUCACUGCCCACCUUUGCUAAUCAAUCGUUGUCCCCUUUGAUUAAAGCUCUUGUUGAUGAAACAAACAAUGGGGAGCGGUGACAGCUGCCGAGAGGUCAAUUGGGCUGGAGCACGCGUCUGGAGGAGGAGAUGAUCGCUGGGGGAGCCACCCCUGGCCAUCGCGAGCGGCGCUAACGACCUAGCCGCCAUCGAUCGUGUUAAUUUCUUCGCAGCGCGGGUGUUAAUUGCGUCGUCGAUUUAACGCCAGCCCCCACCGCUGUUGCGCUGUAAUUUAGUGAAAGUGAUUACUCGUGAACCCGGUGCCGGGCAUCGAUCCCUUUCCGUGACAUCGUUUGGCCGCCCCUCUUCCCGGCUCUGGGAAGGCUUCAUCAGUCCCAACCGGGACGCGGGAUGGAGGUGAUGGUGGUGAAAAGUGAUCGCCGAAGGCCACUAAUGAGACAACCCGGCAUUGGCUGAUUUAGGUGGCAAUCGUUUGAUUUAUGCGGCAAUCGUUUGGCUGUGGGGAGAGACAGAUCAUUGCCAAUGAGGCUGGCUAACAGCAGUUUCUGGUUUUAUUGGUUGAAUUUAUUUAAUACUUGCUUGUACCUACAAAACAAGUGACAUGUGCUUAAAAGUGAUUUUUAAAUGAAGCCAAAAUCAGAUACCAAUUAUUUCUGCGAGUCAGCAAGCAAAGGAAUUGCCAAAUACAACAAGACCGACACAGCUGACGAUGUGGCGGCAAUUCGGAACUAAGAGUGGAAAAGUGCUCCAAGUUUGGAGCUGGAUUGGUAGGUGGAUGUGAUGUAUGUGGAUAAGUAUUAUGUUUUAUUUUAGUUAUAUUUUAUUGUUUAAUUCCCUAUUUUUCUGUAAAGCGUGUGGUUUUGUUAUUGUAUUGUGAAUUGGACUUCCAAUUGUUCCCCAAGAUUGACCCCCUGUUCAGGCCGCUGACAACAUAUCUUGCCAACUCUAUUCAUCAACACCAGUAAUUGUUUCACGAUAUGACUAAAUGUCAAAUUGAAGGUUUCAGGCUCUAAAUUUUAAAUGUUUGACAAAAUGUGCAGGGCAGUGUAGAUGAGGGUUGGAAAGAGGUGCAUUAUUAAUUGAUUGCGAAUAUGGAAUUUAUUUUUUUGCAUGUUAAAUAUUACAUUCAACACUCGAAACCGCUAACAGUCCAGGCUAAAGUGCAGUUUCACCGCUGAUUCUGCCCCCUUUGUUAUAUUGCACCCUAUAUUGAAUUUCAUGCCCGUGGAAAGUUAUUACAUCCACACUGUAAAACUCAUAAGGUAAUCGAGUUGUUAGAGGUGUAGUGGGGAGGGAAAUUUGGUUGAUGGAAAGUGUAAUAUAAAAAUGACAUGUCACAAAAGUGGCUCAUGAAAACAACCCAGCGUCUUCUUGUUUGAAAUUUACAAGAAAGCGUAAUGGGUGCAAAAGGACCUCCGGGGUACAGUGCUGAUGGAAUCAUAAUUAGAAGCGCAUUUUUUUUUCCCGUUCCAUGUUUCCGAGUAAAUAAAUAAGUGAGCCUAAAGAAAAUGUCCGCAGAGCGAGCGGGGAGCCUCAUUGCUAUGCUCAAUUUGUCUCGUUUAUGUUGCUUGCUGAAAAUACGCUUAAUUUAAUUUACGUAAGCGGUCGUAAUUAAAGCGCCGUACGUGAACACGUUGCGUCCCCUUAGCUUUAAUUGUACGCUGUUAAUUGUUAUUUGAUUCAUAUUUUCAAACAGUUUUGCUGGGGUUGUGGUGCUUUUAAUCAAUUUAUCAUUUUAAUACGGUACUGUAAAAUACGUUUUACCACAGUAUCAAGUUUUAUACGGCGUCCAAUGGCAAAUACGGAAUCACGACGUGAGUGGCAAACAUUGAUACUGGGACAUUAUCAAGACGUGGGCAUAAAAUUAAUGUUUUGAAUAUGAUUAAAGUAAACACCUGACAUUACCGAUGCAAUUUUAUUAUUAUUAAUAGUACGAUAAUAUUUAUGUAGGAAAGUCUGACUGAGUUUCAAAACUUUUUCAGCGAGGUCCAACAUGGGAUGCUUGAUCAAUUCUCUAAUUGACAAUUUUUCCUAUGUAAGGCAUUGAAGUUCAUAGAAAAACACCAAAACACGUAUUAGUAGGGGAUGACAAAAAUAUCCACAUAGAAGCUACUUCUAAUGAGUUACGACCAAAAUCCCCCAGAAUGUAGCCCAGCUCGGAAGCUGAGCAGGGUUGAAUCUGAGUAGCGCUUGGGUGAGCAACAACGAUCAUGCACAUCAAGUUGCAAUAGGCUGCUGUGGUGCUGUGUGGUGGACAGCAGAGGGCAGUGAAACAAAGUGCAUUAUACCACUCUACGAUCUCUGUCCUUCGCCAACCCGUUCUGACUGGCGUGGUGAAAUAUGGUUAAGUAACCCACAUGGCAUGGGGAGGCCAUCACACAGCAGUGGGUUGACAAAUGGCUGUAAAUGUAAAUAGGUCAACAAACCAUCUCGGGCGCCUUAGGCACCUCUGCCUACAAGAAUGGUAUCCCACGUGAUCUCUAUUGAGAUCGUCUAGAUUUAAGCAAUUGAGACCGAAUGCGAAUAAAAACCAAAACAUUUUAUUAAUUGUUGGUAAUUUCAAACUUGUAGUUUGUGGUAAAGCACGGCCCACAAAUGGUCUAUUCUGCUGGUAUUAAGAAAUGGCAGAACAUGGAUUGCAAACUAAUUUACAUCAUCUAAACAUUUACAAUUACUGAUAAUUGCCAGGCAUUUUAUCAUGCUCAUGUUAAUUUACUUCUCAUAAUGGACUCAUUAUGCUAUUACUAAUGACCACUUAUUAUAAAUGAGUAUAUAAUGUUUACAGAUUAGACGUUUGCUUCCGAACAAAGUGCCAAAGCACAUUUGUCCUUGUAGCGCCUGGAAAAGGUCCUUAUUUAACUUUUUAAUAAUAGUGACGUUUUUAAGUGCACUGUGUUUAAUUCUACUGCAGUGGUAUUUAAUGCGGUACCAUAACGAGAUGCGGGGGCCUGAAGGGAUUUAACAGAUUCUCAACUCUUUUCCGUGACUUGUGUUCCAACGGUGGAUUGAUAUCGCUGCCGAGCCAGUUUCCUUUGAGUUGACAGUUAAAUUCCCACUAUCCAUUCAGCAUUUUCUUACGGGAAAUGUUGCUGUAAAAGCGGUCGUGAAAGAGUACAAGAUCUCUUUCAUUAGCUCGCCACUAUGAUGUGCCAAGUGCCAUAUAACUGAUCCUGAAUUUUGAGAUUACCGUGAAUAAAAAAGUCGUAUAUUUCGCAAUACUGAGAAAUUGUCUUAGUUUUAUUGGAGUUUUUUUUAAAAUAAAAAAAUGUUUUUGUAAAGUUAUAAAUACACUCCUUUUAUCGCAACGUUUGGCAUACCUAGAUAGCUAUUUCAGAAAAAAAUCAUACCACGUUCAUUUAAAAAAAAUCUUUUAUGACAUCAUGAAACACGUCGUAGUUUAUAGCAAAUACAAAACACCGCAUAUACAAUUCUAUACGCUCCAACUACUUUAGGUUACUAUAUUUCUUUUAUUUGUAAUUUUAUCCCCAGUAAAUCGCAAAGCCUUGCACGGUAAUUCCCCAGCGUCCCACCAAAACCACGUGACAUCGGAAGAGGGAGCUCUCCGCUGUAAUUAUCUUUUUUCCCCCAUCAAUUCAUUAAACAUUUGUGUGGUCUCGGUUAUUAAUUAAGCAUGCUGAUUAACUUGAGUAAAGAAACGGCGUUGAUUAUCACCACCCGUCCCUGUGCGCUUCGUGAUUGGAUGGUGGAGUGGUGGAGACAUGGGGAGGAGGAGUGAUGCCUUUCCCCUAUUGGGAAUCCUUGUCAUAUUAAGCAUAUGCAGGCAGUGACGACGAAGGCCGAAAGCAACGAAGGAGGAGGGGAGGUGUACCCAAUUGAAGGCCGACCAAUUUGAUGAGAAGGUGUCCAAAAACGUAAUGAUUUUAUCAUGCAAAUACAUUUGCCUGAGACAGCUACCUAUACUGGAAAUAAAACAUUUCCAAGGACAUAUGCAUGUUGGAAAGUGUUUACCUAUUCCGUGCUUUUGCAUGAUAUAUCAACAAUAAAAAAAGUUUGUCAUGGCU